Molecule: messenger RNA, 360 nt
Organism: Aureobasidium pullulans EXF-150
Lineage: Eukaryota; Fungi; Ascomycota; Dothideomycetes; Dothideales; Saccotheciaceae
Product: putative transcriptional elongation protein Spt4
Exons: 3
Coding region: 1-360 (119 amino acids)
Biological process (GO): mRNA processing; regulation of transcription elongation by RNA polymerase II; chromatin organization
Cellular component (GO): DSIF complex; nucleus
Molecular function (GO): zinc ion binding; RNA polymerase II complex binding
Source: RefSeq, a predicted model, not a curated record
AUGUCCAACUUCGUGCCGCCCUCGCAACACCGCUCGCUGCGCGCCUGCAUGGUCUGCAGCAUCGUCCUUCCUGGUUCGCGCUUCCGCCGCGAGGGAUGCCCCAACUGUGAAGAGUUCCUCGAGUUGGCCGGCCACGACGACACCAUUCAAGAAUGCACCAGCCAGGUCUUCGAGGGCUUGAUCACUCUUGCCGACCCUAGCUCGAGCUGGGUCGCCAGAUGGCAGCGCCUAGACAGCUACGUCGCUGGCGUUUACGCUGUCAAGGUCACUGGCAUUCUCCCUGAGGAAGUUAUAUCGACCGUCGAGGCCGCUGGAGUCAAGUACAUUCCUCGCGACGGCACAAACAUCGAUGACAUGUAA